CCAGAAGAAGAAGUGGACCAACUGACGGAAGCACAGCCAGAACAAACAGUUAAUGUACAUUUCUAAAGUUUUUUAGUAAAUACUAAAAUAUACAAGCGGGAAGAACGGCGUUGCAGCAACUUGUUAUUUUGGGGUUUAAAGAGACGACAAUACCGGUCGUCCCCCCGGACUGAGCCGAGAAGAGGAGCGGUUGUGUUUGAUAUUUGGACAGCCAGCCAGAAUGGAUCCUGCACUACUGAGGGAGAGGGAGCUCUUCAAAAAGAAAGCUUUGUCCACACCAGCUGUAGAGAAAAGACCUGCUGCAUCAGAAUCUGGAUCACACAAGAAGAAGAAGCCCAAAUUAGACAAGGAGGGCUCAUCUGGGUCCAAACAAAGUGCUGACUCCAGUAAUGGUAGUUUUAACGUAAAGACCAGCUCCGGCUACAAGUUUGGUUGCUUGGCAAAGAUAGUAACUUAUAUGAAGGCAAGACAUCAGAAUGGCGACACACACUUCCUGACGCUGGAAGAGAUUCUGGAUGAGACCAAACUUCUUGACAUCGGCAUGAAACAGAAGCAGUGGCUCAUGACAGAGGCAUUGGUCAACAACCCAAAAAUUGAGGUCCGGGAUGGCACAUAUGGCUUCAAGCCCAAGUACAACCUGAAGGACAAAAAAGCUUUAUUGAGGCUGCUGGACAAACAUGACCAGUUAGGCCUGGGAGGAGUGCUGCUUGACGAUGUUGAGGAGGGGCUGCCCAACUCUGCUAAGGCCAUCAAGGCCUUGGGGGAUCAGAUCACAUUUGUGACAAGACCAGAUAAGAAGAAAAUCCUGUUCUACAAUGAUAAACACUGCCAGUUUCUGAUGGAUGAAGAAUUUCAGAAAUUGUGGAGAAGCAUUCCUGUGGAUUCCAUGGAUGAAGAGAAGAUUGAAGAGUACUUGAAAAAGCAAGGCAUUUCCUCUAUGCAGGAAUCGGGACCAAAGAAAGUGUUACCAGUUCAAAAGAGGAAAAAGCAAUCUGGUCAGAGAAAGAGACACUUCAAGACCCACAACAACCAUUUGGCAGGGGUGCUGGAGGACUAUACAGAUGGUGUGCCAGCCAAAAAGUGAAAUUAAGUUCUGGGAAUAUUAUUAGCUUCUUGUCCUGUUCUCGCGGUCCAUGUAAAUAAUGACUACUCUGUGGAAUCCACGUCACCUGAAGGACCUUUUGAAUACAGGAGGCCAAUUAUGUAAGAUCUUGUUAGAAACCAUUGAAUUGGAUGUCACCACUUCACAGAGAAAGAAGCAGAAAUCUUUGUGUAUAUAGUUUUUCUUACAUUUACUUUAGCACAAAUGUGUGUGUGCGUGUAUGGAGGACAGCAUUUGGGGCAGUGCUCCUAAAGUACAAUAUACAUAGUUUUCUACACUUUCAAAAAGUGCAGAAGGCUUGUGUUGUCUCAUGUGAUCUCACAUAAAUCACCUUUGAUGCCAACAUUUAAGUUAAGAGUUGAAGUUACAUUCUGUGGCAGCAUGUCAUCCUGCUUUUAAUAAAUGACUGUCAGUCUGGUGUCUUGACAAA
Dunckerocampus dactyliophorus (ringed pipefish) is the source of this 1532-nucleotide messenger RNA. RefSeq names its product general transcription factor IIE, polypeptide 2, beta (gene gtf2e2). Bases 221 to 1084 code for a protein of 287 amino acids. Gene Ontology annotation, cellular component: transcription factor TFIIE complex. NCBI's taxonomy places the organism in Eukaryota, Metazoa, Chordata, Actinopteri, Syngnathiformes, Syngnathidae. The transcript is spliced from 8 exons. The record is from RefSeq and is a predicted model, not a curated record. Gene Ontology annotation, biological process: transcription initiation at RNA polymerase II promoter.